GGAGGAUUCCACAUGACCGUUCUGACUUCUGAGUCUCAGUCUGAGCAACACAAGCGUUCUUAAUUUCACGGAGGCAUUGUGAGGUGGAAGCCAGUGAUCACCAUUGCGGACAAACUGCUGCCGGUGAAUGCAACGACAGGAAAGGGAGAAGGGUGGCAUUGAAAAAUGGCAAAUGCGCUGAAAUUGGGGCUGAAGUCUUCAGUCUUUGAACUGUGUGCUUGCAAGGCUUCCAAUGCCCAAGGAUACACCAAUGCAGUGGUGGUUGCUCCCAGAUUGUCAGCAAAGGGAUGGUCAAAGAAGGAAUUGGCAGCAUGGACUCGCGUGCAAGUCACUGGGUCAAUGGAAGUCCACAGGCAUGUGACGAAGCACCAACACUUUUCAGAACCGUUAAAAGGGAAGCGGAGAGCAGCUGUCAUGAGAGCAGCUUCUGUGGAAGCCGAGGCGGGGCCGCAAGUUGUUGUGACGCGAGAGCAAGGCAAGAACGGAAAGCUUGUCAAAGCCCUGGCGGCACAUGGCAUCAAGUGCUUAGAGCUACCAUUGAUCGAACAUCGAGAAGGCCCUGACGUUCAUCGCCUGCCCCAGGUGUUGAAAGAGGAAACUUGGGAUUGGAUCAUAAUCACGUCCCCGGAAGCUGCCACCGUCUUCUUGGAGGGAUGGAGGGCUGCGGGGCGACCAAAGGUCCGCCUGUCGGUUGUCGGAGCAGGCACUGGGACGGUCCUCGAGGAAGCGCCGGAAGCGGACGAUUUGCGGCCCGAGUUUACGCCGUCAAAAGCAACGGCCAAGGUGUUGGCGGUUGAGAUCCCCGAGCCACAACCCGGAAGUAGAGUGCUCUAUCCAGCCUCAGUCAAGGCCGGCAGCGACCUACAAGAAGGGCUUGAAGCACGAGGCUUUAAAGUCACGCGCCUAAACACCUAUUCUACGGAAACUGUUCGGACAGUUGACCCGAAUGCACUGGCAGCUGCUGCAGACGCCCCGGUCGCCACCUUUGCCUCUCCGACUGCCGUCAAAGCGUGGGUGGAACGUGUUUGUCAGGGGGACGUCAAGCGAUGGAGCGGUGCGGCCGCGUGCAUCGGAAACACGUCCGCAGUGGCAGCACGGAAUGCGGGCCUGGACAAGAUAUACUUCCCGGACAGUCCAGGCAUUGAGGGGUGGGUCAGGAGCGUGCGUGAGGCGUUGUCGGCUGUUGAAACGUAGGGCCUUGUAUUUCAUCGUGCAUACAUUUUCUGAGCGCGACAGGCUUGCCUUCGUGCACGUUGUGUACCGCAAGACACUGCAAUCGUGUAAUAGUAACUAAAGCCAAUUUUGAUAAAGUAUAACCCUUUUAAAGGCCUUACUAGAGGCAGUAGAAUCUUCUCGUCAGGAUUCCAUCACCUGAGUUGCUUCUAGAGACACGAUGGAACGCGUCACUCCAUGAUGCUAUGAUAUAUAAAGGUGAUGAGAAUCCUUUGGUCCUCAUUCUUCAGCUAG
Molecule: messenger RNA, 1467 nt
Organism: Klebsormidium nitens
Lineage: Eukaryota; Viridiplantae; Streptophyta; Klebsormidiophyceae; Klebsormidiales; Klebsormidiaceae
Source: the annotation of a GenBank genome assembly